Monopterus albus (swamp eel) is the source of this 7570-nucleotide messenger RNA. It is a transcript of the gene tbc1d4, whose product is annotated as TBC1 domain family, member 4. NCBI's taxonomy places the organism in Eukaryota, Metazoa, Chordata, Actinopteri, Synbranchiformes, Synbranchidae. The transcript is spliced from 23 exons. Bases 1194 to 4817 code for a protein of 1207 amino acids. The record is from RefSeq and is a predicted model, not a curated record.
UAUUUGAAAGUUCUGAACAGUUAACAUACUGUACGUACACACCUAGUCCUUACAAAUGGUGGGGAGUGUGGCAGGCUCCGGCCUCAGUGAUGACAUUAUAAAUGGCACAGUUACUAAUUUGGGAUAGGCGGAGUUCUUGGAAUUAUGACAUUGGUAGAUGGGAACUCCUCUAGUGCAUGAAGCGUAUCAGAUGUCACAGCUGUCUAAAACAUGAUUCAGCGCAAUUUACUUCAGGGCUGCCUUUGUGAAGUGUUGCAUGUGAUUUCUUAAACUGCCCGCAUAAGGUAUUUUGCAAAGGCUUGUCUUCCCAAGGUCGGCCGGUAUCACCUGGUGAAGCCAGGUGGUGGGCGGGAUAAUAACCCCCAGAGUCCCGGGCCCGGAUGACUUGCUCCUGCUGCAAACACUUUCCACUUUCCACACGACCAUGAACGAGGCUUUCCAGUUUUUAUUAUACACCGUGGAGAAAGGCGGAGCGUCGUCCUGUCACGUUCCACACAGAGGCUCCGUCCUGCCUUGCCUACUCCUGAAGCACAUGGGAUGGAUGGAUGGGCGGGUCGUCAGCGCGCACAGCUCUCCGCCUCCAAGGCGUUGUGGAAGAAAGGCUUACAGUCGGGAGAAUGCAUUAAGAUGCGAUAAGCAAUAAAUAUGUACAUUUUGUAGACGCAGAGACAGCAAAAUGCGCUAGCAACGCUUGUAUGUAAUGAGGUUUUAGUAGUGGGACCGCUCCGCUUUGCGCACUGGAGCGACACACAGCGCGUCAAAGAAAUAAGAUUUCAGUGGGCGACGCGUGUUUACACAGGAGCUAUCCAAAGCCACGUUUUAGCCAGCAAGCUUGGUUGGGGCGGUACAGUUCAGGACUGUUUGUUUGAGUCAUUGCCCAUGCAAACAGUGGAGGAACAGAGCAGGGAAGCCAACUGUAAUACCUUAAAAGUACAUUUACUUGAAAUCCUUGAAAGAGAUUUGGAUAACAUGAAGUGUUGCAGCGGAUCGACAGGGCGAGCGCAUGUCGUGCACGUAGCUAAUCGCUUCGUUGUAACACUUUCACUGUGAAUGUGGAAACUGUUGCAAACUAAACACAGCUGCCGUUGUUCUCGGUUGCAGGGAAUGGUAGCCUACAUCGGUAUUAUUCCUGAAAGUCGUUUUAGUCCCACAAAGCUGUCAACGAGGUUCGACCGAAACUCUGCUGGGUCGACAUGGAGAGUCGGGAUGAGAAGGAGAGCAGUCCCCCGAAGUCAGACAGGAGGUUCGCCCUAACUUACGUCGGCUGGUCCUCGCUGGACAGGCGGAGCACCCUGCCCAUGCUGCCGUGGCUGGUGGCAGAGAUCCGCAGGAAGUGUGAGAAAGGCAACUGCGGCCCCGCAGCGCAGCCCAGAGAAGUCCAGCUGGUCCUUAAUCCUCCUUUCGUCCGAUGCGUCCCUUCCAACAGCAGCAACUCUUCAGUUUUCAUAUUCGAGCACAAAGCACAGCUCAUCUCUCGCUUCAUUCACAACAGCAAUGACCUCACCUACUUUGCCUAUCUCAUGCGGGGCCAUCCCGACAACCCCGAGUCCGAGAUGUCCUGUCACGUCUUUAAGGCCUGCGACCCCAACCAGGUCCCUGAGGUGAUUAGCAGUAUUCGCCAAGUGUCCAAAUCUGUCCUGACGGAGGAUGCCAAACCCAAACAGGAAGCUGACGAGGCCUUCUACAACUCCCAGAAGUAUGAAGUGCUUUACUGUGGCAAGGUGACAGUUGGGCACAAGAAGGCUCCAUCCACCCUUAUCGAUGACUGCAUAGAUAAGUUUCAUCAGCACGAGGUUGAGCGCAAGCGCCUACGACUCCUCAACGGUCAGCGAGGUUCUGCAGAGAGCACUCCUGUAAAUUUCCUCAUGGGGGGAGAAGGAGACCCACUUUCCUCUGUGCUGAAUGAGAGUGUGGAAGACCCUGAAGUUCCUGGAUUGGAGGACAUGUCCAGAGGUGGAGGUAAAAGCAUCUCCAGCAAUGUCAGCCAAAGCAGCCUGCGUGGAGCAUUCCCCGAGCGCAUCCUGGAGCAUUCUGGAUUUGAGGAGCCUCAGGAGUUUCGUACACGCUGCAGCAGCCUGGCAGGGAGUCUGCAGAGGAACCCAGGAGAAGGUGUCAUGAUGGGUCCCACACGCCGCAGACAUGCUAGUGCACCCAACAACGUUCAGCCUUCUGAUACAGACAAGAACCGCACCAUGCUCUUCCAGGUCGGGCGUUUUGAAAUAAACCUUAUCAGUCCAGACAGUAAAACAGUGGUGCUGGAGAAAAAUUUCAAAGAUAUCUCAUCUUGCUGCCAGGGCAUAAAGCAGACCGACCAUUUUGGAUUCAUUUGUCGUGACCAGUCACAGUCUGGUCCUACUCAGUAUGUGUGCUAUGUGUUCCAGUGUGCCAGUGAGUCCCUGGUGGAUGAGGUGAUGCUGACCCUAAAGCAGGCCUUCACUACAGCAGCAGCCUUACAAAGCAACAAGACCCAGGUCCAGCUAUGUGAAGCCUGCCCCAUGCAUGACCUGCACAAACUCUGUGAGCGGAUUGAAGGUCUCUACCCACCCAGAGCAAAGCUAGCCAUCCAAAAAUAUCUCUCCCAGCUGACUGACAAUGAGCAGGCUGAGAUUUUUGAGCGGGUUCAGAGAUUGAAGCCUGGGUCAGAUCAAGAGGAGAACGAACUGGUGAUUCUCCAUCUCAGGCAGCUCUGUGAAACCAAACAAAAGUCGCACCUUCACAUUGGACAAGCCCCUCAGAACGCAGCGAACAGCUCAUCGGCAGGAGAUGGCACAGCAACGAGCAGUCGCUUUAAACUUGAUGUUCUCAAGAAUAAAGCUCGCUCCUCCCUCACCAGCUCUCUAGAGAACAUCUUUGCAAGGGGUGCCAGCCGAAUGCGGGGCCGGUUGGGAAGCAUGGGAAGCAUUAGCGGUUUUGAGAGGCAGGAUGAGGAAUCUCCUGGUCACUCUCCUCCAGGUUCCCCUCCCGCUUUCCCGGACGAUGACCCGGAAGCUGGCCCGCAGUUUCGCCGGCGUGCCCACACCUUUAGCCAUCCACCUGUGAAGAAACGCAUCUCAUUUGAGGGACAGCUGCCCAACCAGAGCAAACACGCUCCGCUGCGCAGACAACAGUCUGUUAACCCAGAACUGCUGCAGAGCGGCAAUGGGGAAGGCAGGAAGAGGACCUCGUCUGUCUGCAGCAGUGACUCAGUGAGUGGGGGUCUCCCUCCAGCAGCACGCAGGGUCUCCUGGAGACAGAAAAUCUUCCUGACAGUCGCUUCACCCUUGAACAAGCCUUCUGCAUCCAUGCAACACCCAGACCACUUUGAUGGCAGGGAGGUGUUGCCUCUCUCUCCUCGUGCAUUGGACUCAAGUCUGGACCCUUUGGGGCUUCUGCUGUCACCAGCAGGUGGUGACACUCUGUCUGGCGAGAGGCCUAAGAAGACGAGGGCCGACUACCAGGCCCUCUGGAAGACUGCCAUUCAUCAGCAGAUCCUACUGUUGCGCAUGGAGAAAGAGAACCAGAGACUAGAGGAAGCGAGCAAAGAUGAGCUGCACAUCCGGAAGAUGAAGCUGGACUACCAGGAGGUGGGCCAGUGCUCCAAAGAUGCGCAGGCAUCGUGGGAGAGAAAACUGAUAGCUCCAGGCAGAACGACGCUCCCGCAAGACAAGGAGGAGGUGUAUCGUGCACUCUGCCAAGGCGUUCCCAAGAGCAGGCGUGGGGAGAUCUGGUUGUUCCUCUCCCAUCAGCACCGACUACAUCACAGGCUGCCGCAGCGUCAGCAAUCACCAGACACCCCGUACCUUGACCUGCUGAAACGGCUCACUGCACAACAGCAUGCUAUUCUGGUGGAUAUAGGCCGGACCUUCCCCACCCACCAGUACUUCUCAGUCCAGCUGGGCACAGGGCAACUUUCUCUUUUCAACCUCCUGAAAGCCUACUCUCUGCUGGAUACAGAGGUUGGCUACUGCCAGGGAAUCAGCUUUGUGGCUGGAGUGUUGCUGCUGCACAUGAGCGAAGAACAGGCCUUUGACAUGUUGAAGUUCCUGAUGUAUGACCUCGGCAUCAGGCAGCAAUACAAACCGGACAUGGUGCCUCUGCAGAUUCAGAUGUACCAGCUCUCCAGACUGUUACAUGACUACCACCACGAGUUGCACACUCACUUCGAGGAGCACGAGAUCAGCCCGAGCCUCUACGCAGCACCGUGGUUCCUCACUCUCUUCGCCUCACAAUUCCCCCUUGGCUUUGUGUCCCGCAUCUUUGAUUUUGUAUUUGUUCAGGGGACUGAAGCGAUCUUCAAAGUGGCCCUCUGUCUGCUCAGCAGCCAUGAGGGGGAGAUAGUGGAGUGUGACACCUUUGAGAGUAUUGUCGACUACCUAAAAACUACACUUCCAGAUCUCACUCAGACUCAGAUGGAGGAGACCAUUGCAAAGGUAAUGGAUAUGGACAUCUCCAAGCAGCUGCAUGCGUAUGAGGUAGAGUACCACGUCCUGCAGGAUGAAAUGCUAGAGGCAGGACCAGUGCCUGAUGAUUCUGAUCGGCUCGACAAACUAGAAAAGACAAAUGCACAGUUGAAGAAACAGAACAUGGACCUGCUGGAAAAACUUCAGGCAGCACGGCAGAAGAUUCAGACACUAGAGACGAGUGUGGAGAACUUCCUCUCUAGGGAGAGCAACAUGAAGCACAUGAUUCGCUCUCUGGAACAGGAGAGGGCAAGUUACCAGAGGACCAUUGAACGCAUGCGCUCGUGCCUUCCCUCCGAUGCCCUGACAGAUGUGGAGAUGACCCAGAUCAAAACAGGACCCAAUGGGAAAACCAAAGCUGCAGCCAAGAAGCCCUGACGGUAACCAGGGGCCUGGUGCAAAAACAGAGACUGAAGUGGACAAAUGGAGGCUGAUAUAGUGGAAGGCUACUGAGCUCCACAGCUAUUGUACUGCUGCACAAGUGUGGCAACACUGUAAAUGUGUUAUGUCUGAACUUGAGAUGUGCGGAAAGUAUCUGUGUGAUAUUUGUCUGUAGAUAAUAGAGUGGUGGGAGGAUGGUUUCAGUUACAUUAGCAAACAGACGUUUCCAUCAGUGCAUCAAAGCUGUUCUUCUGUCUCAUCUGUUUCACUGCCAGUUUGAAGGUGAGGACAAGAUACACACCAUCCUCCCCUAGUCAGAGCUUUAGGUAAUCCCAGGGAUAUUUUGUAGAUUGAUACAAUGGAGAAAUGUCUCUGCAAAUCUUUUUGAGCACUCCCUGUGAAAAGAAGGUGCCUGGUAGCAGCAAUCCCUUGGACCUUGGGUUCAAGUUACAGCCAUUACCAGUGUGCAAACUCCUGGAGUUGUCACCCAAUUGUUUUUGUUGUCUUUGUUAGUUAUGGAAUCACUGCUUCAAGCUAUUUACAUUGCUUUGUUUUUCAUUUUAUUCACUUGAAAUUGUAGUUUUCCUCCAAAGAUCAUUGUGAUAAUAUUGUCUUUCACCACAGAGACGUGGGUUCACAUCUGCCGUACAAGCCUUUAAUUCUCAGCACAUAUGUAGUUUCUUGCUCGUCACUCAGCACCACACCGCUGCCUUCACAUGAGAGAUCUUUAGUACUUGCGCUUGCUGCUUUUAAGGAGGAAGCGUUUCUUCCAGGCUGUGAGGUUGUCUGCAUUCUCAGUUUCCUGUGCGACUGACCGCAGUGUUGCCUCGAUUUAGCACAAUGCUCAGACACUGAGACAGUGUUAACACUCCCCAGAAACAGAGGUGGAGGAGCGAUGUGAAUGUAUAUGUUUUUGUCUUAAGUCUCUGUAUUCCAUUUUUGUUUUUGACAGAGCUAGCAACUUCAUCCAGCUAUAGUUUGAGACUACAAGCCGCUAUGGCUCAACAUUUCAAGACGACACACCUGCAGUUAUAUUGCCGUUAGUGACAUGGUAAAUUCUAUGUUUGCAGUGAAACUCAAGUGCUUAGCGUGGUAGAGAGACCACAAAGGAGAUAAGCAUACCUUUAAGGCACUUCAGUUUCCUUUUGAGAUACUCUAUAAUAUUUAUAGUGUAUGUACACGCAUACACACAAGCUGUGCAGUGAACUAGCUGACUUGUAUGGGCAGACAGCUCAAAGAGUGUCCCUGGCUCUCUCCUCAGUUUAGUUUUAAGCCCACCUCCAUGUCUGACUUGCCAUUGUCAGUUCUGAUGGAAAGCAAAACAGUCCAGGGCUUGAAUCCGCUUUCUUCAAACACCUGCACAUUAAAGCCAAGGUGAUGUUUAUCUUGGGGGGAAAAAUAAUCACCUACUUACACUGUCUUAUCCAUUUGCCUUGUCCUUGGUGACAGGUUGUGGUGAUUUAAUGUCUGUUUUACUCCCCAACAUUUUUAUUCUCAACAUUCAAGCAAGUAUAUCCUCUUGCACACACUGCAAUAUGCUUAUGUUUAGCAAACCUGUGUCUUUGCAUAUACGCAGAGCAGGUCACUUUUCAAAGUUAGAAGAGCUAAUUCACACAAAGUUUCAAUGGGAUGAUAAAUCAAUCCUGACAUUCUCUGUCAGGAUGAAUUGUUCUAAUGGGAACCGAGGUGACAUUCUAAACGUUUGCGCCAAAACGUCUCAUAAAUGUUGGAGAAAGAGCUGCAACUGAUCGGCAGAAAUUCUCUCAUCAGCUCAGAAGCAUAUCAAAUAAGUCAUUUAAAAAUAUGGAUAUAUAGGAUGUAGUCCCACACAGCUUUCCUGCCUCAUUUUUGCUAUAUUUGGCAUAUUUGCAUCAUAGAAAUUGAACACUGAACCAAAGAUUUGGUUGCUUUUCAAAAAUGGAUUCAUCCAAAAUGCUGUUUAGCAGACUUGUUUACUCAUUGCAAAGUGGAUUUCUUCUUUUUUAAGUGCUGCCAAAAGUUAAUGAUGGCCCUUAUUCUCCGUUUAUCAGAGAUAUGAGCCCAUUUUGUCGAUCUUUUUUUUUUUUUUUUUUUUUGAGAAGGGUCAUCAGGUGCUCUGAGUCCGCACUACUAAAUAGUGUUUGUAGCAGUGUGUUUAAAGAAAAUACUAUCAGCAUGAGGGCUACACAAAGAAACUAUCAUGAAUUCUUCAGUAAACCUUGCCUUGCCUUGCCUUACUAUCAUCUUGCCUUGUUUUGUGUUUACUCAUGUCUUUCCUGUCUCGUUCAGUUCUCCUGAAGAAAUCCUGUUCCCACUACUUUACAAGGUUUUGCUCCACUUCUAGGAAGUAGCUUCAAGUUGAAAUGGUCUCUGUAUGUAGAUGUAUUAUUGUGUAAAGGGCCAAGGUCGGCUUUGCCAGUUUUAGACCGUCCAUUUAAAGACCUUUUAAUAUUUGUACUUUUGUUAAUGCCUUGGGCAAAGAGCACAACAGUUCUGAACUGGGGUGAAAAUCCACAGUGAUAUUGUACUCUUUACUGAAACAUUCAACCUAAUGUAUAUUUCUGAAUUAGUCAUGAAUUAAGUAAAUGUUCACCAGAUGCUUAUUUUCUGAUGAGUGAAAUGCAGUGUUGGUGCAACUAGUUUGAUGAAACCCAAUCAAGUGUAUUUACCUCCUGUGUGUUACAAGUAGCUAUAGCAUAUAGCAACUUUCUGGAUCAAAUGUGAAAGUGCUACACAAUAAAAGACAAGUUGAAUGGAGACAAAAAAAUAAA